AUGAGACUAGACUCGAACACCAGAAAAUCUGACGCCUUCUAUGAGUUCCACCAGGAACGUGGGCACAAAACUGAAGAUUGCAUCGCCCUCAGUCAAGAAGUCGUAAACAUGUUGCGUCAGGGAUACCUCAAAGCGAUGUUAAGUGACAAGAUGAGAACCAAUUUUUCCAGAGGAUGUGGACACCAAGGCCCGCCGAAGCCGCCAUCACCAGCUCGUACUAUCAAUAUGAUCAUCGGCAGCAGCGAUGACACCUCUACCAACGACGUGAAAUUCACCACUACUCACAAACUCAAGCGGUCUAUCACACGCGAACGGCACGACGGACUCAAAGAAAGUAUCAUCUUCGAUGAGUUGGAUGCCGACGGUUUGACUUUUCCUCAUAAUGAUGCCCUUGUUAUUACUUUAAAUAUUUUAGAUACCGAUGUAAAAUGCAUCAUGGUGGAAGAUGGAAGUGGAGCAUGA
Nicotiana tabacum (common tobacco) is the source of this 462-nucleotide messenger RNA. RefSeq lists its product as uncharacterized. NCBI's taxonomy places the organism in Eukaryota, Viridiplantae, Streptophyta, Magnoliopsida, Solanales, Solanaceae. The record is from RefSeq and is a predicted model, not a curated record.